Toxoplasma gondii ME49 is the source of this 5435-nucleotide messenger RNA. RefSeq lists its product as hypothetical. The transcript has 35 exons. The coding region runs from base 781 to 4749 and encodes 1322 amino acids. The record is from RefSeq and is a predicted model, not a curated record. NCBI's taxonomy places the organism in Eukaryota, Apicomplexa, Conoidasida, Eucoccidiorida, Sarcocystidae.
UUCUUUGCCUGUCUUCCCGCGCUGCUUUUUCAUCUUUAGACUCUACACCUCUUCCUUUCGUGGUUGCUUACGCGAGACUUUCUCGCCUAUUGGUCUUGCUUGACAGCUCUGCAGCUCGCUACCCCUCAGCGAGGUGUGUCUACUACUGUCAGAUAUGUGCACUGGGGGGUGUGGAUAGCCUCGAUUUUACAAAUUCCGCAGCGCAACGGCUUCUUGUCUGUCAGAUAUCCAUCGAUUUUCCUCCGUUCUUUUCAAUACUUACUCGUUUGCUCGUCUCUUCCACUGCUCCUUAUCCUCCUGUCUUACUCAGAUUGCGCGCGUUUUCCUGAGUUAAACCUCCAGUUGCCCCCCCUUCGUCUCCAUAUAGAAGCCACAUAUGUCGGAGCCUCGUGGCAACGCGAUACUCUGAGACUUUCCCUGCCGGAACCAACCUUUUAGUUCUGCCUGUUUCACGUGUCUUACGAAACAGUUUUUCGAGUCUGCAGAUUCGCACCGCCGUUAAUUUUUAAGUGGGGCUUUUAGCAGAAAUUUCCCCGCGAAAAAGCUACGCAAAGACAACCCCAGAGUGUGUCGGGUGUCUUCAACGCGCGUCAGAGAUUAUCGGGGAAAAGUCUUUUCUUCUUCUUUUUCAUGGCAAGUCCCGCCUUUUUUUCCGGCUUGAGGCCCCUUGCUCCCUCUUUCGUCAAAAAGGCUCUUCAGCUGCUUGGCUUGUCCUGCCUGCAUACCCUCCGGCAUUGGUUUCUUUUCGUCGUUUCUCUCUCGAGUUCACGCGUCUGAAGCAUGGAAGGCACAGACGCUGCGGAUCCUUCGGAGCGGUCUCGUUCUGCAAGUCCUGCCGUUUCCGCUGUUCCCGCUCACUUCUCUGAGCACAGUUCCUGUCGAUCUCUGCCCUCCUGCGGUAGCGACCUCACUCAACGGCCCUGCCAGAGAGAGGCGCUGAAUGCUUCUUCGCGACUAGCGUCGCGGGAAAAAGCCAGCAGCUUUCCCGAGUCCGUGGCGAACUGUUCCUCUUCAGUCUGCUCACAAAGUGCAGGAAACACCACGCCAAAUGAUGCCUGGCACGCACUGGCGGCGGAACCCGGCUCGCUCGGGUGUACAUACACGCGACGCAGUCGGCUGUCUUCGGCGGAGGAGCUCGCAGAGUUGGUGCCCACAGAGCCGCCUUCGUCUCCGAGCGACUUCUAUGAAAGUAGUUCUUGUCACCGCUGUUCUUCGCCCUCUUCUCCUGUCUCUGCUGUGGACGGUGUCGUCCACCUGGCUUCUGCAUGCGCGGGAGCUUCCCCGGCGCGCGCGUCCCCGACGCGCUGCUCCGGAGAGAGUUACGCAGACGACCUGUCGUUUCUGGACUCCGCCCAGGUGUCUGGCGGUCCCGCUCGACCUCCUCGGCUCUCCACGCAUCUUCUGAAAAAAGGAGAGCUUCUCACAGACGACGAGAAGGCUGCUGCCGACAACGCGGUUUCGCGUGAACUGGCGGGGAACGUCGCACGCGGCACACAGGGUGCCCAUCUGGGAAGCUUCGGAUCUCCACACUCCUGUGCGGAGUGUAGUCCGACGCCGUCGGGUGCGGGAGCUCGCGACGACUUUUCUGACUCGCCUGCUCUCAGUCAGCUGGAGAGAAACGACCAGUCCCCCCCGCUUUUUCAAGAGGAGUAUCUACACACGACUCCUGCAAGGCUCGACGAAGAUGAAGAAGACGUUUUGAGGAGGGCGGAGCGGGUGAUUCUGCAGCAGCGGAGUCGUCUUGAACAACUUUCCUCUCUUCUGUUGCGGACAGAAAACGAGAAAGUCGCAGCCUACAAGGCGAGUCAGGAGGAAGUUGAAAGAUAUUUGGAGGAGAACAGGAAACUGCGGCUUCAUCUGGACGCCGCAAAUGGCGAGGUGGCUGCUAUGAGCACCGUGCACAUCCGCCAAGAAAAAAUGCUCGACCAACUCACUUCGACUUUGGCAGCGGCAGAGAAGGGAAUCGAAGAUCGAGAUCGUUUGCUGUCUCUGGCGCAGCGUCAGGACAAGUCCGAGGAAAACGAGCGUCUGAAGUCCGAGGUGCAGCAGCUGAAGUGUCGCGUGGAGAAACUGACUCGAGGGGCGACGGUUGGGAGUUUGGCGGACCUCACCGACGGCGACCCGCGAGGCGCUGGAGAUGUGGCUGCUCAACUCGCGAGAGUCCAGCGAGACAUCGACCAGCAUCGCGGAACGGGAAAGCAGCUGGGCCUCACUUUCCAGGAGCUUCGAGUUUCGCGCAUGUCUCUCAUGCAAUCUCAAUCAGAUCUCCUCGAGGCACAGAAGAUGGUCGAGGAGCAACGCCUUGAGAUUCAACGGCUGUACAAAGUGAUUGAAUCCUUGAACCGAGAAAAGUCCUUGGUUCCCCCCGUUGUACUGGCGCCAGCGAAUGCGCUUGCGGCGCAAGGCACUCAGGAGCAGCUCGGUGUGUUGCUUUCUCAAGUUCACGCUCUGACGGAGAAAAUCGACUCUGGAAUCGCGUCGAAGCCCCAGGAGUCAGAGACGUUCUCCAGCGUCCACAUGAGCAUUUUAGAGGAGCAGAGAAAUCUUCUUGCGAAGGUGCUAACAUCCUUGGAAGAACUUGCCAUGUCUCGGUUCGCUGAGGACAGAUCGCGCCGCCGGGACAUGGACAGAGACGUCUUCUUUACAGCGACUCUUCUGCACGGCCAGACGGACGACCCUGAGGAGAUUCCGCUCUACGAAGAAAAACUCGUUGCCGUUCGAGCAUCCGCGCUCGCCAUCUUCGAGGACCCAGAGGAUGAGGAACCGGCGAUCGUUCUCAGUUCGCACAAAGUCCGACAAGUGCGUCAGGACUACAAUGAGCUCGUGUUUGAGAUUGACUACGAAGUACGGCCCGGAGUCUCUGAGUACCACUACUUGCGGUGUCAGACCGACGACGACAUGGAGAAGUGGCUUUACGCGCUGAUGUAUUCCGGCUUCGUGUCAGCGCCUAAGGCAGCUCCUGCGUCGCUCCCGCAAAUCCCCAAGCCGAAGGACAGCCUCUCUUGGAUCGUCCCCUCUGGAAAGUCUCCCGAGGGUCACAGUGUCCCUAUCUGCCAAAACAACGCCACCGCCUUUUACAAUCAAGAAAACAACAUGCUCAUUUGUGAGGCGAAAGGGGAUCCGCCGAGCGUGUUGUGCAUUCCUUGCGACCGCGUUUUCCUCACCGAAGACCGCGACAACGGCGUCAUCCAGUUCCAUCUGAAGGAGAAUCCGAAGGAAACGUACAUGCUCAAAGCUCCCAAGGAGACGUUCGAGGAAAUUGCUGAGAUUGUGCACCGCGGAACGUACGCCAGCCGAGUCAAACCAGCGUCUCCGAAGCCGAGACAGGAAGCCGCCCCCGCCAAGCCGGUCGCCGUCAAGAAAGCCGAGCCGAUCAAGGCAGACACACCUGCGGAGCCGAAGAAGGAGGAAAAGGAAGAUGAACUGUUUAUCGUCCGAGACGGUUACUUGAUGUUGAUGGAGCAUGCGAACGAUCCGGAGCCUCUGCUCAAGCUGUUCCACUCCGACUGCAUCACUACGCCAGACGAUGCGAACAAAGAAUUCGUCAUUCGCCAUAUGCCGGGGACGCCUGACGAGGAGUCCUACGUCUUCGGCUUUUUGACGGACGAAAUCUACCAAGGGUGGUACAAGAAGCUGAAGGAGAACGGCUUCCUUGACCGCAAAGACGAAGGCUCUGUGCGGACCAACCAAGUCUGCGUCGUCACGCAAAACACGCUCGCUUUGUAUCGAUACUACGGGAGUCCUGGCGCGAAGCCUGUGAUGGAAAUGCUUGCCGAGAGAUGUCAAGCGACCUCGAGUCGAGAAAGACGAGAAAUUCGCAUUAUUCACACCACUCCCACCGGCAAACGCGAGCGCAUUAUUCUCGAUUGUGCCACCCUCGCUGAGUUCGAUCGGUGGAACGUCGCUCUCCAAUUCGGUGGCUUCCUCAAGUCUGAAGGGGAUGGCAAGAACGGUGGACGCAAGAACUACGCCAACCUGAACAAAUACGUCUUCCCCGUCAACCUGUUCGAAGAUGAGUCGGGACAACGUUCUCUCGCCCUGGUCGUGAAGGAUCGAACGAUUUUCCUGUACCCUGCCCCACAAGCCGAAAGUCCCAUCAUGUGCAUCCCGGCGGCAGAUGCUCAGGUGCAGUACGUCGUCGAGCAUCGAAAAAUUCGCGUCUACGUCCGCCGUAACACGGACGAGGAGGAGAGAAUCGAUUUCAUUUUGCCACUCGCGAAAGAUUACGACAGAUACUCAACGGAACUGCAGCAACAAAGGUUCCCUCCGGCGAAGGAGAAGAACAGAGGAGGCAGCAGGAAACCGUUCAUCAUCUGCAAGAAAAACCUGCUGGCGUUCUACAAGAAUAAAUAUCGCAAGUCUCCGGAGUUCAUCAUCGAGAAGGACCUGUACAAGGUGGACAUUUCCUCGACUCGCGUCAUUACCUUUAAGCCUCUGCAGCCGACGUCCGAAAAGGGGGAGUCUCUCAUUCAAAGAAGUCUCACAGUGACAACAGAUCUGCAGUGGAACAAGUGGCAGUUCUGUCUGAAACUCAUCGGCUUCCGAAGUUUUGCAGAGUCGACCCCGCCUCGAUUCUUUCCGCAAAUCAUUUACGGAUUCGUGUCCGCCCCGGCCGCAGAUCUGCGCGGUCCUGGGCGAAUGUUCGGGCGCCUUGGAUUGGACACUCCUAAGGAUCGUGUCUCCUUUGCGGUGCCCGAAGAUGACGCUCAGGAUCUUUCUUCGCGGUCCUCUACCAGCGGCAGCGGUUGACAUUGAAUAAAACAGUGGAGGAGUAAAUCAAAGAUUGGACUGACUGCCUUCGGCGAGAAGUGCGCCGCCGAAGGAGGAACAGUCGCGACGAAGGAAAACGGAAAAAGAGCCUCUAGGCUCCUUGGCAGGGCCACCCUCAGCUUUUCGCGAAUCCCACCGAACAGCACGCAACGGCUUACAGAAUGAGCGUGCAGGGACGGCCGAGAAGAGACGGAAACUGGAAAUUGGCGAAGAGCUUUCGUCUGCAGGGUCGGUGUUGUUCGGUGUAUUUCUGGCGGGAUUUUCGUUUCUCUCGUGAGAGAGACAUGAUGGAAGCCUGUGGACCACGUGGAACCUUGGAGAUGGAUGUGAAAUGGGGAAUGAGAGACAGGGUCGCGCGUUCAGAGGGAAGGAAAGAAAUCUGUGGCUUGUGAACAGGAGAAAUGAGCAAUAUGGGUGCCGGCCAUGUGGGCCAACGAUCAUGGGUUUCUGCCACACGGAAAAGUCUUUCUUCCCUAAUUCGUUCAAGCUAGUGCAGGCUGAGAUUCGGGAUCCGGGGCAGCGUGUGUUGGGAAGCGCUUCAGUGAAAAUGCACAAUAGAAGGAUCAGACCGGAUGUUUCUCUCGAGGUGGAUUCGACACCCCGCUUUCGUCAUUGAGGCGUUGCGUGUGUCUUUGUUGGGCGAAGAAAAACAGCCAAGAGCGGCG